GGGGCUGUGACCCCGCCCUCGGCCGCGCCCGCGAGGCUCCGGGCGCCCGGGAACUGGAGCAGCCUGGGUCUGGCAAGCUCCUCACAGGGUGACUCGCCCGGCGAGAACUGGCGCGGGCCAACGGGAAAGGUUUGGGUCUACUGUGAGGAAAGGGCACUGAACUGUAGCAGACGCAAAAGGCGGCUCGAGGCGCGGUCGGGACAGGGUUUGUAAGGACGCGGGAGGCAUCUGAGGAAGAGCAGUGGGGUGAGCGCCUCCCCCGGAGUAGGGCGCGGCACGCAGAGCCGGGCCGCCGGUCGCCGCUUCCAGCCGCGCCCCGACCCGGAAGUGCUGUUGCGUCUGCUUCCGGGGCAGGCUGUCGCGCCGCGGCCGCAGGAAGGCGGCCAUUUUCCGUUCCUGCUGAGCUGAGGCCCCGGAGGGCGAGAAAGGAGCAGGAGAGGGCCGGGCUCGCGCCUCCCUGCCGGGCGGAGCGGAAGGGAAAGAAGGGAAGUCUCGGGCGGGCGGCCGCGGAGGCCCCAGGAGAUGUUCUCCCUGCCGAGCACGGUCCAGCCCCAGGUUACAGUUCCUCUCAGUCAUCUUAUCAGUGCCUUCCAUUCACCAAAACCUGUAUCUGUUCCCGUCAAUACAUCAGUUUCUCAAAACAAGCAUCGAGAUGUAGUUCCUGAGCAUGAGGCUCCCAGCAGUGAGCCUACACUUAAUUUAAGGGACCUUGGACUGUCUGAAUUAAAAAUUGGACAGAUUGAUCAACUGGUAGAAAAUCUACUUCCCGGAUUUUGCAAAGGCAGAAGUGUUUCUCCCCACUGGCACACGUCUCAUGUCUCUGCACAGUCCUUCUUUGAAAAUAAAUAUGGUCACUUAGAUAUGUUUAGUACUUUACGUUCCUCUUGCUUGUUUCGACAACACCCAAGAACUCUUCAGAGCAUUUGUUCAGAUCUACAGGCCUGGCCAGUUUUUAUACAGUCUCGGGGUUUUAAAACUUUGAAAUCAAGGACACGACGUCUGCAGUCCACCUCUGAAAGAUUAGCAGAAACGCAGAAUGUAGCGCCAUCAUUUGUGAAGGGGUUUCUUUUGCGGGACAGAGGAUCAGAUGUUGAGAAUUUGGACAAACUUAUGAAAACUAAAAACAUACCUGAAGCUCAUCAGGAUGCAUUUAAAACUGGUUUUGCAGAGGGUUUUCUGAAAGCUCAAGCAUUGACACAAAAAACCAAUGAUUCCCUAAGGCGAACUCGGCUAAUUCUCUUUGUUAUAGUGCUAUUGGGCAUUUAUGGACUCUUAAAAAAUCCAUUUUUAUCUGUCCGCUUCCGGACAACUACAGGGCUUGAUUCUGCAGUAGAUCCUGUUCAGAUGAAAAAUGUCACCUUUGAACAUGUUAAAGGAGUGGAGGAAGCUAAACAAGAAUUACAGGAAGUUGUUGAAUUCUUGAAAAAUCCGCAGAAAUUUACUGUACUUGGAGGAAAACUUCCAAAAGGAAUUCUUUUAGUUGGACCACCAGGAACAGGAAAGACACUUCUCGCCCGAGCUGUGGCAGGAGAAGCUGAUGUUCCUUUUUAUUAUGCUUCUGGAUCAGAAUUUGAUGAAAUGUUUGUGGGUGUUGGAGCCAGCCGAAUCAGAAAUCUUUUUAGAGAAGCAAAAGCAAAUGCUCCUUGUGUUAUAUUUAUUGAUGAAUUAGAUUCUGUUGGUGGAAAGAGAAUUGAGUCUCCAAUGCAUCCAUAUUCAAGGCAGACUAUAAAUCAACUUCUUGCUGAAAUGGAUGGUUUUAAGCCCAAUGAAGGAGUAAUCAUUAUAGGAGCCACAAACUUUCCAGAAGCAUUAGAUAAUGCUUUAAUACGUCCUGGCCGUUUUGACAUGCAAGUCACAGUUCCAAGACCAGAUGUAAAAGGCCGAACAGAAAUUUUAAAAUGGUAUCUCAAUAAAAUAAAGUUUGACAAGUCUGUUGAUCCAGAAAUCAUAGCUCGAGGAACUGUUGGGUUUUCUGGAGCAGAGUUGGAGAAUCUUGUGAAUCAAGCUGCAUUAAAGGCAGCUGUUGAUGGAAAAGAAAUGGUUACCAUGAAGGAACUAGAGUUUUCCAAAGAUAAAAUUCUAAUGGGCCCUGAACGAAGAAGUGUGGAAAUUGAUAACAAAAACAAAACCAUUACAGCCUACCAUGAAUCUGGUCAUGCUGUUAUUGCAUAUUACACAAAAGAUGCAAUGCCAAUCAACAAAGCUACAAUCAUGCCACGUGGGCCAACUCUUGGACAUGUGUCUCUGUUGCCCGAGAAUGACAGGUGGAAUGAGACCAGAGCCCAGCUACUUGCACAGAUGGACGUUAGCAUGGGAGGAAGAGUGGCGGAGGAGCUUAUAUUUGGGACUGACCAUAUUACAACAGGUGCUUCCAGUGAUUUUGAUAAUGCAACAAAAAUAGCUAAGCGGAUGGUUACCAAAUUUGGAAUGAGUGAGAAGCUUGGAGUUAUGACUUACAGUGACACAGGGAAACUGAGUCCUGAAACUCAAUCUGCCAUUGAACAAGAAAUAAGAAUCCUUCUAAGGGAGUCAUAUGAAAGAGCAAAACAUAUCUUGAAAACUCAUGCAAAAGAGCAUAAGAAUCUAGCAGAAGCUUUAUUGACCUAUGAGACUUUGGAUGCCAAAGAAAUUCAAAUUGUUCUUGAGGGGAAGAAGUUGGAAGUGAGAUGAUAACUUGACACGGAUGCACUGCUGGCUUUAUUGCGAGAACAUAAGUCAUUGCAGCAGUCUUUCACACUGCUUCCCCCUCAUCCUUGCCUUGGGAUGAUAAGUGCAGGGCACUUUGUCAGCUUUUUGUCACAGUGUCUUACUUUGCUUACUCCCAUGAUGACAUCUAUUGCAGAUGAGCAACCUACUGCAAGUAUGUUUUACAAAAUAAAGAACUAUUAGGAUUAGAAAUAGCUUGAGAAAUGUCAAUCAGUUAUUAUGAUGAAAGUAAAUAAUGAUUUUAUCAUUGUUUACUCCAUGGUUAUGAAUUAAAAGUUGUACCUUUAGCUCCUGGUAAGUAUUUUUAAUUUGCAGGCUGAUGUUAAGAAUUAUUAUCUCUUGAUAGUAACAUUUCUUUUCUUUUUGGUACCAAGGAUCGAACUUGGGAUCUUGUUGUGCCUGCGAGGCAGGCAGCAGAACCACUGAGCUAAAUCCCCGGCCCAAUAACAUUUCUUUUUGGUAAAGAAGUGAUGCUUUUUUUAAACCAUCCACCCCCAGACCCCAUUGGUGGUACUGAUUGAAUCCAGGCCUCGAGCUUGCUAGGCAGGUGCUCUACCACUGAGCUCUCAGCCUUUUUUAAACUUUAUGUUGAGACAAGGUCUUUCUAAGUUGCCCAGGCUGACAUUGAACUUGUGAUUCUUCUCCCUCAGCCUCCUAAAUACCAGGAAUUAUAAUCACACAUCACCACAGUUGAGUGUAAAUCUUGUUUUUACAUCUGUCAUGGAAAUGUCAUUCAGAUGCAAUGAAUUAUGCCACAGGUUGCCCACAUAUAAAAUGUUUUCUAAAGCAUGCAAGAGUAGAGAAUUAUAAACACAAAGAUAAAUCAGAAUUUAAAUGAUUAUAACCUUUUAAAAGUACAACAUGCAUGUUCAUAUCCUUUUUUUUUUAAGAUUACUGUCAUGAUGAAUGAAGUUUAUUUCAAAGCAACAGUAUUUUGUUAAAUAAACAAGUUAACUUUAUUCUGAAUAAUUUUAUAAUUAGGCUUAAUCUCAAAAGCAAAAUUAAACCAAAAACCCAUUCUCCUUCAAAAUGAGCUUUUGAGUCACCCUGGGUUAGAAAUGGAAGGAUGUGUUUAUUUUUCAUCCUGAUUUUGUGAUUAUGAACACAGGAUUAUUACAGGAUUUACUGUGAGUUUUUAGAGUCCAUCGUGUUGCUUUUACACUCAUUUCCUUGAAGCGAUUUUAUUAAAGUUAACUACAGUUUUCUAAUAACUUCAGCUGCAUAUGGUCUUUGUUGAAGAAGAUGGAUGAGUUAAUUAUGUGAUUCUUGACCUUCUUUUGGUAACCUUAAAUUUCUUUGUGAUUUCAAACUGAGAAACAUUGCCAGAAUAAUACAGGGACACCCUUGAUUCAGAU
Heterocephalus glaber (naked mole-rat) is the source of this 4061-nucleotide messenger RNA. RefSeq names its product YME1 like 1 ATPase (gene Yme1l1). Gene Ontology annotation, biological process: protein quality control for misfolded or incompletely synthesized proteins; mitochondrion organization. The record is from RefSeq and is a predicted model, not a curated record. Gene Ontology annotation, cellular component: mitochondrial inner membrane. NCBI's taxonomy places the organism in Eukaryota, Metazoa, Chordata, Mammalia, Rodentia, Bathyergidae. Gene Ontology annotation, molecular function: ATP binding; ATP hydrolysis activity; metalloendopeptidase activity.